Microdochium trichocladiopsis is the source of this 1841-nucleotide messenger RNA. RefSeq lists its product as uncharacterized. The transcript has a single exon. The record is from RefSeq and is a predicted model, not a curated record. Lineage: Eukaryota; Fungi; Ascomycota; Sordariomycetes; Xylariales; Microdochiaceae. The coding region runs from base 449 to 1453 and encodes 334 amino acids.
CCUACCUUUCCGGGGUUCAGUUCGUCUUCGUCUCAAGUCGACACUCCUACUUUGCACCUCGCAGGGGCCGGAUCGGCACUCUCCCCUGCUUGUCAAUUGUGGCCGUCCUCGCUUCAUCUCCUUCGAUUCUUCUUCCUCAGCCUUUCCUCGCUGCCACUCCUGUCACGGGGCACUGUUCUUCCUCGGCAGACGCAGCAGCAGGUGCACAAUACGACGAGCUGGCUUCGUCGAUACACCUGGGCCCCUGGCAUUUCGACCACACCCGAACACCAGGAGUCGAUCAACUACAAACACCGUCAUAACCGACUCGAUUCGCUCAACCACUCAUUCUUCCGACGUCCGCCACGACCAACUGGACCUCAAGCUAUCAUCAUAGCCCUUCGAGCACAUCUCGAAUCUUCCAAGCAGACCAUAAUCAUCCACUCCACACAACUACACGACCAACACAAUGCCUAAAGGCCACCACCGCUCCCGCUCGUCCAUAGACCGGACUCUCGAUCUGCUGGCAGAUCUCGACGAUGGCCAGCUCGAGCUGCUUCUCCAGGAGGCCAAUUCCUCGGGAGACGCCCACGUUGCCGUUGCUCAGGCCAUCACCCUCUUCGAGCGGCCCCUCUCGCCUCCGCUCUCGCCGCGGUCCUCCAUGCUGGCCCGCGGCGGGCCCCAGGCUCCGCGCAAGUUCCUCACCUCGCUGUCGCCUCGCAAGGGCUCGCUGCGCCGGAGGACGAGCAACAGGACCUCCUCGGCUCCAGAGCCGCGGACUCCCAAGAGCCCGAAGCGGACGUCGUUCAUAUUGGCCAAGAAUGCCAGCGCCAACAUUGACGUCGUACUCGCCGCGGAGGAAGACCCCAUUCCGACUACCACCACCACAGCUCCCAGUAGCAUGGCCGACGCGGACAAAGCCGCCGACCAGCCUCCCCCCACGCCAAAAUCCCCCAGAGCUACCGCACCACCAGUUUCAUCACCAAAGACAACAAGCAGCAGCACCAAGACGAGCCGUGCAUACAAGCGAAUCAGCAGGCCGUUUCCGCUGCUCUCCCCGGGAAGCUUCGACGGCAGCAACAGCACGGCCGGCACACCGCAGAUCCACGACCUCCUGGCGGCAUAUUUCCUCGAAGGCUCGACGGCCCCCGCCCUCUCCUCGUCCGGGUCCAGCACCGACGGCUCGUCCCCAAUCACGCCUCGCUCGUUCUCGUCGCCCUUUGCAGCUUCCCCGUCUGUUAUCAGCUGGGCCCAGGCAGAGGCCGAAGGGCCCGACUCGCCCUGGGAGGACGUGUUCGAGCCCUCGCCGAGCAGGAGGAGAGGUCCUGCGGCGGCGGCAGCGCCCUUCCCGACGAAGCCAAGCAAGGGCCAGAAGUCGUAUGGCGACAAUCUAGGCCUGGGUUUUGGCAUGAGUCCAAUGCGCGAGCCAUCGAGGAAUAUCAGCGGCAUCUUUGAGGUCCUCGGCCCUAUCUGAUUCAUCCCCCCUUUUUUGCGCCUCCGGGACGAACCGUUUCGCGGGGUUUGGAUUUCAGGCUUUGGUCGUGUGACCUAAGCAAAGAUCAUGGCGGCAAACACCCCAAGGUGCUCGGGGAAAGUAUUGCUUGUGUGGGCAGAUCUUGUAUGAUCUUUGUGUAGCCUUUUGCCGUCAAAUUGUUUGUAUAUCCGUUUGUCCAGAUUUUUGUUUAGCAGUAGGCACCUGUCGUUAUCUGUCAUUCUCUGAAGGGCACUUCUCAAAGUCCCUCUUCAAGUCGUCUAUACCACCGCAUCAAUUUACGGAAUCUCUUGUUCCUUUCCUUGUACCAUUAUUGUCUGUUGUGGAAUUUGUCUUGGGCAAAUAUAAAUUGACAGUUGUUCAUGUUCAA